GUUACCAUUUCCUGGUGAAUCAUCAAUUCUGAGAAAAAGCAGAAUUUAGUAUACUACAGCUGGUUGCAUUUGUUUACAAUAAAAUUUUCCUUAAAAUUUAGAAAAUUUCACAAUUUUAUUAAUAUUUUAACGAAAAUAUGGACUUAAAUCAGUCUGAUUUACAGACACCCAAGCGACCGUGUAAAGUUAUUACACUAAAAGAGAAAUUGGCCAUAUUAAAACAAUUGGAAUCCGGUUCCUCCAGACGUGAGGUGGAGUUAAUGUUUAAUUGCUCACAAUCCACCAUAAGUCGAGUGUUAUUGUAUAAAGAUACUUUGAGACAGGAGGCUUUAGGUAAUGUUAUCAGUAAAAGGGAAAUGUCAAUAAAUUACAAAGAACUGGAUCAGUCAUUGACUAGGUGGGCCCGAGAAAUGCAAAUGGCAGAUAAACAGAUAACCGCCCACAUGGCUAAACAAAAAGCAGAGGAAUUAUUAAGAAGUAUGGGUCACGAUGUUAAACCCUCUACAGCCUGGCUGUAUAAGUGGAAAGCCAGGGAAAAUAUACAAUUUGCCAAGAAGUCAAAGGAACCGGAAGAUAUUUUAAAAGAAUUCUUAGAUAAACAAGAAAAAUGGCAAGAGACAGAAGAACAAAAAACACUAAAUGACAGUCUCAAUGAAAGUAACAUGGAAGAAAGGCAAGAAAAAACUCAAAAUGAAUGUUUAGAGGAUUCUAAUGGUAAGCCACGUACUAAAAGAGAGUACACCAAAAGAUUACCAAUUAUAGAUGCCUCCGGUGUGAUAUACAGAAGUAGAAAAGAAAAAACUUUUUUGACUUUGCUACAAAAACUGGAAAUCUUACAGCGUUUAAAGAAUGGUGAAAAACGCAAUGAUUUACUGGUGGAAUACAAGCUCAGUCAAUCGGCCAUGUCACAAAUAGUAGUAGAUGAGGAGAAGAUACUUAAACUGGCGGCAGGUGGACAAAAUCUACAAAUGAAACGUAUACGUGGUGGCAUAUUUAAAGGUGGCGAGGCCGAACUUAAUGCCUGGGUAAGAGAAAAAAUGGAAAAUGGUGAAAGUUUAACACGUACACAAAUCAAAAAUCGUGCUAAAGAAAUAGCAGAACGUUUAAAUAUUGAUUUUAAGGCUUCAACAGGAUGGCUAGAGAAAUGGAAGGCCAGAAUGAAUUUAGAUUUUAAUGAGAAUCAAGUCUUACAGCGUAAAAUACCCAAUUAUGUACAUCACGAGGGCGAAUUUGAAAAUGUACUGGAACAAUAUGAACAACCAGAUGUAGUAUAUGAUGAAUAUAAUGUAGAACCACAGAUAAAAGAAGAAUUCCAAGAUAAUGAUUAUGAAGAAGAAAUGGAUACUCAAGAUGAGUUUUAUUGUGAUGAAAUGAAUGAAACAGAGGUUAAAACUGAACUGCUGACACCACAAGAGUUUUAUUUACAAACCAUAAGAAGGGAUAGUCAAAGUACACCUCAACAACAGCAGCAUAAAGAUCUUUCUAGCCAGCAACAAGAUACGGAAGAAGAACAACCAGAUAUUAAACCUUUUAUAGGUACACCACCUCAUUUAGCUGCCGGCAAUGUUGAUAACAUACAGUCAAAUGGUCCUAACUUACAUGAACAGGUUUUACAAUGGUUAAAUCGUUAUCAUAUAGCUCCUGGAGCGGCAUCAGAAUUAUUAGAUAUUCUGCAGCCUCAUCUCAAUAAUGACACAAAUACACAUCCCACCUCCUCCUCAUCUACGUCUUUUUCUCAGCGCGGUCAGAAAUCUGUUUAUUUUUAAAGUUUAGUAUUAAGUACUUUAUAUUAAAGUAUGUUUUCAUUAAGCAC
Molecule: messenger RNA, 1813 nt
Organism: Lucilia cuprina (Australian sheep blowfly)
Lineage: Eukaryota; Metazoa; Arthropoda; Insecta; Diptera; Calliphoridae
Exons: 2
Coding region: 138-1766 (542 amino acids)
Cellular component (GO): nucleus
Molecular function (GO): DNA binding
Source: RefSeq, a predicted model, not a curated record